AUGAGUGUCCAUAAGCACUGUUUUCUGCCCUGGAACUGUGGGGAGGGUCCUCCCUCCACUGUGGCCACAAGCUCAGCUGUGCUAGGGCUCCUCCUCACCCUGGAACUGCCACCCAGGAUUGUGACCUGGACCCGAUCCUUGGCCGAGCACUCGCCCAUAAGCGCUCAGCCAAGGAAUCCCAACGGCCUGGAUAUCAGAGAAGUCCAGUUGGAAGCACAACCCUGCCCUUUGUUGAACAUCCCUAAAACCCGCAGAACUUUCUGCAAAAAGGACAGCAAGCACCAGUCUCAAAAAGUGAUGCGGUACAAGAAAGGUAAGGAUUCCCUGUACGCACAGGGGAAAAGGCGUUACAAUCAGAAGCAGAGUGGCUCUGGUGGUCAAACAAAACCAAUUUCAUGGAAAAAGGCAAAGACCACAAAAAAGAUUAUAGCAAGGCCUGAAUGUGUGCAACCCAACUGCAGGUUUAAGAGGAUGUUUGCCAUUAACAGGUAUAAACAUUUUGAACUAGGAGGACAUAAGAAGAGAAAGGACCAAGUGAUCCAGUUCUGA
This is a messenger RNA of Vombatus ursinus (common wombat), 549 nucleotides long. Its product is annotated as 60S ribosomal protein L36a-like. NCBI's taxonomy places the organism in Eukaryota, Metazoa, Chordata, Mammalia, Diprotodontia, Vombatidae. Bases 1 to 549 code for a protein of 182 amino acids. Gene Ontology annotation, molecular function: structural constituent of ribosome. Gene Ontology annotation, cellular component: ribosome; cytosolic large ribosomal subunit. Gene Ontology annotation, biological process: translation. The record is from RefSeq and is a predicted model, not a curated record. The transcript has 2 exons.